AGGACUGACUUUACCUGUUGUAGACGCUGCCCUCACCCCCUCGCCUCCCCUCUCUUUUCGUUCCUCUCAUCCACCCAGCCUGUCUGGAGCCGCAGAGGACUGUCAGCCAGUACAGGCGAAGCACCAGAUCAGUGCUGGCAGAGCAAGUGUGCCUACAGCUCUGCUACCUGCUCUACCACCCUGCAUGACUCUCCCUCACACAUGCACAUCAAAAUGCUCUCGCAGACACACAUUCAGGGAACUUUCUCCUGCGUGCACACACUUACAUGCUGACAAGCAGGCAGGCAGGCACACCCCCUCCCAUUAUCUGUGCAGCGAGCAGUUCUGCUCAUAUUUGUGUGAGCAGCGAGGGGCUGCAUUUCACUCCUCAGCAGCGGCAGCAGCAGCAGCAGCAGCAGGACGGGUCCAGAGGAGAGCGGUCAUCACCAGAGAUCACACACCAGCUUCUACAACUGAAGCGUGUGCCAGUGGGACAGCCAUGGAGGACACCCUCACCUGCAGCCAUGCCACCUUCUCCCAGGUGUUUGGACGUCAGGGACAGCUAAUGCAAGCCACCGUCCAGUCGCUGAACAGCCUGAAUGACCAGAUCGCUCAGUUCAUGGUGACCCGACCUUGUAGCCUGACGGACGAGGACGAGGCCUUCAUACCGGGAGAGAGGGAUACCUUGAGGAAGUCCAUGACCCUGAUGAGACACCUGCUCAUGGAUGCUCAGGGGAAAAUCCUUAAAAUGAUGGAAGACAACAAACAGCUGGCACAGAGGAUUGAUGGGGCCAUCCAGUCUGCCAGUCAGGAAGUGACCAACCUCCGCUCCGAGCUCUCUGCCACCAGCCGCAGACUGGCAGAGCUGGGCGCCAGCAGCCCCCCUGCCUUGGAGAACCACCACCAGCACAACCACCACGAUGACAGCCUUCACUACCGGGAUCCAUCAGUGCAUCACAGGCAGAAGACAGUGGUGACAGACAUGUGCUACCCAACAGAGAUAUCCAGCCUCAUGGACUUUGGCACUCCAGACUGCUCGCUAGGCAAAGUGUUGUUGCGUGAGGAGGUGGUCCAGCUUCAGGAAGAGGUCCACCUGCUGAGGCAAAUGAAGGACAUGUUGAGUAAGGACCUGGAGGAGACCCAGGGAGGCUGCUCUGCCAAUCUGCUCUCUGCCACCGAGAUCCGUGUGCAGCUGGGUGACAAGGAGCAGGAGCUGGACCGUGCCAAGGAGGCCUUACAAGCUAUGAAAGCUGAUCGUAAGCGUCUAAAAGUGGAGAAAGCAGACUUGGUGAGUCAGAUGCAGCAGCUGUACACAACACUGGAAAGCAGAGAGGAUCAGCUGAGAGAAUUCAUACGCAACUACGACCAGCACAGAAAGGAAAGCGAGGAUGCAGUGAAAGCUCUGGCGAAAGAGAAGGACAUGCUGGAGAGAGAGAAGUGGGACCUGAGGAGGCAGACCAAAGAAGCCACAGAGCAGGCCAACAUCCUGCGUUCUCAGAUGGACAUGAAGGAGAACAGGAUUAAAGAACUGGAGGCCGAGCUCACCAUGGCGAAGCAGUCUCUGGCCACUCUGACUAAAGAUGUACCCAAACGGCACUCUGUGGCCAUGUCCACAGAGCCUGUGGUGAACGGCAGUCAGGAGUGGGUGAUGCAGGCCGACCUGCCGCUCACCGCCGCCAUCCGCCAGAGCCAGCAGACCCUCUACCACGGACACGCCACGGACAGACAGGCUGUGGUCAGGAUCAGCCCCUGCCACUCUCGUCAGCCCUCUGUGAUCUCUGACGCCUCUGCAGCUGAUGGCGACCGCUCGUCCACACCUAGUGACAUCAACUCACCUCGUCACCGGACCCACUCCCUCUGCAAUUCUAUGGAGGACUUGGAGGACCAGAAGCGUAAGAAGAAGAAGGAGAAGAUGACUCUGGGAUCGCUAUCGCGGGUGUUCGCUCGGGGAAAGCAGCGCAAGUCACUGGACCCCGGCUUGUUUGAUGGUACAGCCACCCCUGAUUAUUACAUAGAGGAGGAUGCCGACUGGUGAUGCUGAGUGUGCAAGCAUGUGUGAGUGUGUUCAGUUUGUGUGGAUAUCCACCUGGCUUUAACUGUGUGUGAAGACUGUUCUGUUUUAAGGGUUUGUCUGGAGGGAGGAGGGGGUUGGAUUUUCAUUAAAAGCCUAAAAGAGACUGCUAUCCCCAUAAAUGUACAGUAUAUUACCCUCAAAUUGUAUGUUUGUAAAUUAGAUAUAUAUUUAUAGUUGUACAUGUAUGCAUAUGUAUAUAUGUUUACAUGCAUAUAAAUAUAUAUAUGGGGUUAUUACUAUGUGUAGACAUGUUUAUGCUGUAUUAUCCUCUAAAUGUCUUAAUGUUUUAUGUUUUUUAUAACUGGAGACUUGAAGGACUGCUGUUCAUAUGUACAUAGGAGCUAUUGUGAAACUAGUGUUUUACUGUAAAUGUCAUUUGGUUUUUGUUACUUUACAGUUGCUUUUAUCACGCUUUGCGACAUUAAUUUCUGAGUUUUUUUCUUAUUCCCAGUCUUUCAGGCCCGUUUCUCACGACCAAAGAGGAGAUACAACCUGAUUGACUUAAAACCAAUUUUUAUUGGAGUUUGAAAUUGUGUUUCUUCAAAAUUGCUUGUUGAUUUGAAAAAGAUUUUGAGACAUUUUGCUAAUACAGGAUUGUCAUCAUGUUCGUAUAAACGCUGGCUCACAGUGUCUGCUGAAAUUUAUUUACAACACUGUGGGCAGCAGGGAGCGAGGUUUCCUUUUUACGAUGAAAAUAAUGUUCUCGCUUACUAUAAUCAACGACUGGCCGACGUGGCCUCUAGAGUCGCUCUUCCAUACAAAAUGCAAUUUCACAGAUCUCAAUACGCAACCCAAAAAAAUGACCAGCGGUGCAUAUCACGGCACACCUCUCGCCUGCUGUCAAACACAUGUGCAAGUGCCAAAGGUUUAACACGCAUCUUUGAAUACUGGACGUAUCAUUCUGUCACUGUUAGCACUAGCCUCGUAACAUUGUUUUUGUCUGACUCAUUUCUUACUGAGAGCUAUCUAACAUGUGCCAAUAUGAGACGAAGGAAUGUGCAUUAAACACAUGCAUGAUCCCUCUGUGUUGCUUUGAUUAGACAUUCAUUCAUUGCCAAUCAAAUUAAUAAUCUCCACAAUCCUGUGUUGCUUCUAUGCUGCCCCUCCCCUUUUACCAAGUUAUCUUUCCUUGCAUUAUGAAUGCAUGGUCCUCCCUACACCCUUUUGAAUUUUUUGUUUUUGUUUGAUUGUUUUAGUUUUUUUUUUUGGUUGCUGUUUUUGUUUUGCGUUACGUAGAAAUACCUCCUCAUUUCUUGCAAAUGUGGCUCUAAUAAAUCUGUUAAAUGCUUUGUAAUUUAGAAAAUGUUGCAUAAAAGAGUAAAUCUAUUGAAGUAUUUUAUUUAAAAAAAAAAUAUGAGACAAACCAGAGGUUACUUCAAAUAUUUAUCUGCUGCAGCUGUUGCAGCCAGAUGUUGAGGAGGCUUUAGCAUUUUCAAAAUGACAUAUAAUUGAAAUGAAAACUUAUUUUAAAAAUAAAACUAGUAACUGAACACA
This is a messenger RNA of Amphiprion ocellaris (clown anemonefish), 3547 nucleotides long. Its product is annotated as kazrin-like. Lineage: Eukaryota; Metazoa; Chordata; Actinopteri; Pomacentridae. Bases 185 to 2014 code for a protein of 609 amino acids. The record is from RefSeq and is a predicted model, not a curated record. The transcript is spliced from 11 exons.